AAACCCCCGUCGAUCGAACACCCCACCCAUGGCAACCAUGUCUUCUUCUCGCCAGCUCCACCGCCUCCGCCGCCUCUCCACAGCCGCCGCCGCCUCUCCCGUCGCCGCCGCCGCCGCAACCACCAGCGCCGAGGCCGCGGCUCCCUCGAUCUCCAUAUCCCGAGCGAAGUCCAAGCUCCGCUCCGAGUUCGACCCGGACAAGGCCCUGCAGAUCUACUCCUCCGUCUCCAAGCGCUACGCCUCCCCGGUCUCCUCCCGCUACGCCCAGGACCUCACCAUCCGCCGCCUCGCCAAGUCCCGCCGCUUCGCCGACAUCGAGGCCCUCGUCGAGUCCCACAAGGCGGAGCCCCAGGUCGCGCAGGAGCCCUUCCUGUGCACGCUGAUCCGAUCCUACGGGGUCGCGGGCAUGUUCGACCACGCGAUGCGGACGUACGAGCAGAUGGACGGGCUGGGCACGCCCAGGACGGUGCUCUCUUUCAAUUCCGUCUUGUCCGCGUGCAAUGCGUCGAAGCUGUUCGAUAAAGUGCCCGAGCUGUUCGGCGCCUUGCCCGGCAAGUACGGCGUGUCGCCGGACAGAGUGUCGUACGGGAUACUGGUGAAGUCGUACUGCGAGGCCGGGUCGCCCGAGAAGGGGAUCGAGGUUUUGAAGGAGAUGGAGGAGAAGGGCGUCGAGGUCACCGCGGUCACGUUCACGACGAUACUCGAUUCUCUGUAUAAGAACGGGAGGGGCGGGGAGGCGGAGAAGCUGUGGGACGAGAUGGCGAGAGCGGGCUGCGCGUUGGAUUCCGCCGCUUACAAUGUUAGGAUCAUGAACGCGCAGGGUUCGGGGCCGGAGGACGUGAAGAAGCUGAUUCAGGAGAUGAGCGAUGCGGGGUUUAAGCCGGACACGAUCAGCUACAAUUACCUGAUGACUUCUCAUUUGAAGGCGGGGAGGAUGGACGAGGCGAUCGAAGUGUACAAGGAGCUGGAGGGCAACGGGUGUAAGCCGAAUGCGGCGAGUUUCAGGACAUUGAUACAUUAUCUUUGUAAGAACGGGGAUUACGAAAAGGGGUACAAGAUCUUCAAGGAGAGCGUGAAGGUGCACAAGAUUCCUGAUUUUUUGACGCUGAGGAGCUUGGUCGAAGGAUUGGUGCAGAAGAAGAUGACCAAGGAGGCGAAGGGAUUGAUUAGGACCAUAAAGAAGAAGUUCCCUCCUAAUUUCUUGAAUGCGUGGAAGAAAGUUGAGGAAAAUCUUGGCUUGGCUUCGGCUGCCGAUGACACCGAUGCGUCUUUGACCCUUGAAGAGGAUAAAGAGGCAACUGGGUAAGUCAUGAAGCUCACUGCGAUUGACAUAUUGACAGAGUGCCGAUAGAGUCUUUUACGAUGGAAUCGACUUGAUCAGAUUGAAUGCCGACGCGUGGAACAGUAAGAUCACAGGUCUGGUAAUGGCGGAAACUGGAGAACAUUUUGGUUAUGCAUGAUGAAUUGUACCGGAGAAAUUAUGAGGUUCGCCUAAUGGUGGUCGGAUUGGUUGUUCUCCAUUGAUUUGUUGUGUGCUUCUUUGUAGUCUUGGAAAUUUUUAGUGGAUUUGAGUCCAGCUUUUGCCUUGCUCAGAGCCUGUAGUGAGCGACUAUCAUUCACAUCAAAGGGAAUAUAAUUAUUUUGCGUUGGUUCGCUGAUUAA
Molecule: messenger RNA, 1662 nt
Organism: Syzygium oleosum
Lineage: Eukaryota; Viridiplantae; Streptophyta; Magnoliopsida; Myrtales; Myrtaceae
Product: pentatricopeptide repeat-containing protein At4g36680, mitochondrial
Exons: 1
Coding region: 29-1306 (425 amino acids)
Cellular component (GO): chloroplast
Molecular function (GO): protein binding
Source: RefSeq, a predicted model, not a curated record